This is a messenger RNA of Scheffersomyces coipomensis, 2732 nucleotides long. It is a transcript of the gene TSR1, whose product is annotated as Tsr1p. Gene Ontology annotation, cellular component: nucleus; preribosome, small subunit precursor. Gene Ontology annotation, biological process: endonucleolytic cleavage of tricistronic rRNA transcript (SSU-rRNA, 5.8S rRNA, LSU-rRNA); ribosome biogenesis; maturation of SSU-rRNA from tricistronic rRNA transcript (SSU-rRNA, 5.8S rRNA, LSU-rRNA). The transcript has a single exon. The record is from RefSeq and is a predicted model, not a curated record. The coding region runs from base 296 to 2650 and encodes 784 amino acids. NCBI's taxonomy places the organism in Eukaryota, Fungi, Ascomycota, Pichiomycetes, Serinales, Debaryomycetaceae. Gene Ontology annotation, molecular function: GTPase activity; GTP binding; U3 snoRNA binding.
AAAUUUAAAUUUUGUAUUUGAUAGAAUUUUUUUCAAACUGUUUGGUGAACUCAAUUUGUUAGUGCGUGGAUGUACAUAGUUAAUUUUCUGUGGAAGGGAACAGUCCUGUAUUUUAAAGAUUGUCCCAAAACGGACAGGGUUCAAGCCCCCGACAAACACACGUGAGAUGCGCGUGAUCUCUGAAAAAUUAAAAAAUGUAUAAACCUCAUCUCAAUAAAUAAUUAUAAUAGUUAACGGUAACUAUAAUUAGAUCAAAAUAUACUAUCAUUAUCAUCCUACUACUCAUUACUUAAAUAUGGCUAAAGGUGGCCAUUCACAUAGGUCUACUUUGAAGAAUGAACAUAAACCUUUCAAAUCAAAGCAUGCCAGUAAAGGUCAAUUAAAGAAUUUGGUUAAAGGUAAAGUUGAGAAAUCAACUGGAUCAACUAAUAAUAAAGCAAAUAAAGUGUUAACUAAACUUGAAAGAAAGAAUUUAGCUAAACAAUUAAAGGGUAAUAAGAUCUUAGAAACUAAAAUAUCAAGAAAAUUAUUCGAAGGAUCUCAUGGUGUUGAAAAAAUCAUUACUAUCAUAUCUUUAACUAAUGAUAUAUCCCCCGUUGAUAUUGCAAAUCAAUUAUUUAAUACUAUUCUUAAUCAAGAUGAAAAGAAACCUAUUGAUUUCACUUAUCCUUCCGUCAAUAGUUUCACUGUAGAUAGAUUCAAAUCAAAUGUUAAAGUCAUCAUCCCCAAUCAAGAUAAUUUCCUUAAAAUCUUAGAUGCUGCAAAAGUAUCUGAUUUUGUUUUAUUCGGUAUAUCAGCUACUAAAGAAGUUGAAACUGAAUAUGGAGAACAAUUACUUAGAAGUUUAACUGCUCAAGGUAUUGCUUCUGUCAUUGGAGUCUUACCAAAUUUAAUCACUGCAUAUCCAAAAAGAAAUUUACAAUUAGAUAUAAGACAAUCAUUACAAUCAUUCUUUACUCAUUUCUUCCCUAAUGAUGAAAAAUUAUUCGCUUUAGAAUCAGAAUCAGAAAAUUUAAAUUGUUUAAGAACUUUAUGUCAAAAAUUCCCCAAAUCAAUCACUUGGAGAGAUACUAGAGGAUGGUUAAUUGCUGAUUCCGCAAUUCAUUCUCAAGAAAAUGGUACAGAUCAAAUAAUUAUAGAAGGUAUCGUAAGAGGAGCAGGAUUCAAUGCUAAUAGAUUAAUUCAUAUUCCAGGUCAAGGAGAUUUCCAAAUCAAUAGAAUUGAAAAAAUCCCUAAAUUAAAUCGUGGUGAUGUGGAUUUAGAUAUUCCAAGUUAUACUCCUGAUGAAAAUCAAGAUACUUUAGAAGAUUUAAAUCCAGAAGAAAUCGAUAUGGAUGAUUUUGAAGAUGAAGAUAUUUAUGAUGAUGAUAAUAUUGGGAUUAGAAUGGAUGGUAAGAAUUAUUUCGAUGAUGAAGGAACCAGAAAAAUCGCCAAUAGAACAAGAUUACCAAAGGGUACUUCUGAAUAUCAAGGUAGAUGGUUUGUGGAUGACGUAUUAGAAGGUGCAUCUGAUAUAGAAAGUGAAGAUGACGAUGAAGAUAUAAUAGGUCAAGCUGAAGAUGAAGAAGAUAUCCAAAUUGAUAAUGAACGAUCAUCAUCUUCUGUGAAAUUUGCUGAAACCAAUACUGAAUAUGCCCCAACUGAAUUUGAUUCUGAAAUGCAUGUUGACUUAUCUCCUGAAGAAGAAGAAGCUCAAUUACGUAGAUUUAGAGAAAUCGCCAGAGAAGAUUUGGAAUUCCCUGAUGAAGUUGAAUUAUUACCAAAUGAAUCAGGUAAAGAAAGAUUAAGUGCUUUCAGAGGUAUAAAAUCAUUAUCUAAUUGUGAUUGGGAUUGUGAUGAAGAAGAUAUUGAAAGUCCAUCUAUUUGGAAUCGUUUAUUAAGAAUUUCAAAUUAUAAAAUCACCAAGAAUAAAAUUAAUAAAGAUCAUAUUAAAAAUACUCAAAUCCCAAUUGGAAAUAAAAUAAGGAUAUAUUUAAAUGCUCCAUCCUUAAUUUUAGAAAGAUUCAAUCCUUCUAAAGAACCAUUCCCAAUUUAUGAAUUAUUACAACAUGAACAUAAAUUAGCCGUAUGUAAUUUCUCCUUUGAAUCAUGGGAAGAUUAUGAAGAACCAGUUCCAUCAAGAGAAACCAUGAUUGUUCAAUAUGGACCAAGAAGACAAGUGAUAAGACCAAUUUUCAAUCAAAAUUCAAAUAAUCCAAAUAAUGUUCAUAAAUAUGAAAACUUCACUCAUUUAGGAGCAUCAACCAUCGCUACUGCCAUUGCCCCAGUAUUAUUCAAUAACGCUCCUAUAAUUUAUUUCAAACCGGGUCAAACUGAUGGAUCAUUAGAGUUUAUCGGUCAAGGUACAUUCUUAAAUUGUGAUCAUACUAGAAUAACUGCUCAAAGAAAUGUCUUGACCGGUCAUCCAGUUAAGAUUCAUAAAUCAGUAGUUACGGUUCGUUAUAUGUUUUUCAAUUCUGAAGAUAUUCAUUGGUUUAAAGCUGUUCCAUUAUUUACAAAAUCAGGUAGAAGUGGAUUCAUUAAAGAAAGUCUUGGUACUCAUGGUUAUUUCAAAGCUACUUUUGAUGGUAAAUUAACUUCUCAAGAUACUGUUGCCAUGAGUUUAUAUAAGAGAGUUUGGCCUGAAAUUUCAAGUUCAUGGACUGAAUAAAGUCAUUUUUAGUAGUUAUGUUUAGCAUUAUUUUUAGUUUCUUAAUAGGCAUUUAAAAUGUACAUUAGUUUUAAUUUUUUGG